Messenger RNA from Zootoca vivipara (common lizard), 6949 nucleotides. NCBI's taxonomy places the organism in Eukaryota, Metazoa, Chordata, Lepidosauria, Squamata, Lacertidae. The record is from RefSeq and is a predicted model, not a curated record.
CUUUGAAUGCGCGUCGCCUCCUCCUCCCCCCUCCCGCCUGCUCUCCUUCCCCCGCGAGGCCUCAGGCGCUGGAAAACAAUGAGCCCGGAGACGGAGCCUCCUGCAGCGCUGUUGGUUGUUGCCCACUUUCCCCCCUCGGGAGGAGGAAGAGGAGGGAGCCUGGAGCCCAGCGGCUCUAACACAGGCAGAAGCCGCUGCCCCCAGGAGGAGGCUGAGAUGGGGAGGCGUGACAAGAUGUUUAUCCUCCUUCGGGAAGGCUCGGUCGGAGCGCCGGAGAUUAGGCUUACGAGAAGCUGAGGGCGCCGAGGGAGAUGGGAAACAGUUCCCUUGAAAGGUGCUUCGUAGCACAGCCUCCCUUCGCGCCGCUUUUCAGUUUCCUGAUGAACACACCCUGCUGCAAACGGAGGCUGAGUAUGGUGGGCAUGAUCAAAUAGAUCUGUAUGACGACGUCAUCUCUCCAUCUGCCAAUAACGGUGAUGCUCCAGAGGAUCGUGAUUAUAUGGACUCUCUCCCACCAUCUGUUGGAGAUGAUGUAGGCAAAGGAUCAGCACCAAAUGUUGUCUACACGUAUACAGGAAAGAGAAUUGCAUUGUACAUUGGGAAUCUUACUUGGUGGACGACAGAUGAAGAUUUAACUGAAGCAGUUCAUUCACUUGGUGUAAAUGAUAUUUUGGAAAUAAAAUUUUUUGAAAACCGAGCUAAUGGCCAGUCUAAGGGGUUUGCUCUUGUAGGUGUGGGAUCUGAGGCAUCUUCAAAAAAACUAAUGGAUCUGUUGCCUAAACGAGAAUUGCAUGGUCAAAAUCCUGUUGUUACUCCUUGUAAUAAACAGUUUCUGAGUCAAUUUGAACUGCAGUCCAGAAAAACUACACAGUCAGGCCAGAUGUCUGGUGAAGGCAAAGCUGGUCCUCCUGGAGGCGGUUCACGGGCAUCGUUUCCACCAAGUAACAGAGGGAGGGGUCGUUUUCCAGGCACCCUUCCAGGAGGGGAUAGAUUUCCUGGACCAGCUGGACCAGGAGGACCCCCACCACCUUUUCCAGCUGGACAGACACCUCCACGUCCACCCCUAGGCCCUCCAGGCCCUCCAGGUCCUCCUCCACCUGGCCAGGUUCUACCUCCUCCACUAACGGGUCCCCCUAAUCGUGGUGACCGUCCCCCUCCUCCAGUUCUGUUUCCAGGGCAACCCUUUGGUCAACCUCCACUGGGCCCACUUCCCCCUGGCCCUCCACCUCCAGUUCCAGGCUAUGGUCCUCCACCCGGUCCUCCACCCCCACAACAGGGCCCCCCUCCACCUCCAGGUCCUUUCCCCCCUCGUCCACCUGGUCCGCUAGGGCCACCCCUGACAUUGGCUCCUCCUCCUCACUUACCUGGGCCUCCACCAGGUGCUCCCCCACCAGCUCCACACGUGAAUCCAGCUUUCUUCCCCCCGCCAGCCAACAGUGGCAUACCUACAUCAGACAGCCGUGGUCCACCACCUUCAGACCCAUAUGGCCGACCUCCACCUUAUGACAGAGGUGAUUAUGGUCCACCAGGCAGGCGUUUCACUGGAAAUAACAUGCCCAUAAGAGAACAAUUACAUAUGCCAUUGUAUUGGAGACAAACGAAAAAUAAUACUCAAAACGCAGGGAGAGAAAUAGAUGCUGCAAGGACACCUUUAAGUGAAGCAGAAUUUGAAGAAAUCAUGAAUAGAAACAGAGCUAUCUCUAGCAGUGCCAUUUCAAGAGCUGUAUCAGAUGCAAGUGCUGCGGAGUAUGGAAGUGCUAUAGAAACCUUGGUGACUGCAAUUUCAUUAAUUAAACAGUCCAAAGUAUCUGCUGAUGAUCGCUGCAAAGUACUUAUUAGCUCUCUGCAAGAUUGCCUCCAUGGAAUUGAGUCCAAGUCUUAUGGUUCCGGGUCAAGAAGACGUGAGCGAUCAAGAGAGAGAGACCACAGCAGGUCAAGAGAGAAGAGCCGGCGCCACAAAUCUCGUAGCAGAGAUCGUCAUGAUGAUUAUUACCGGGAAAGAAGCCGUGAACGUGAGAGACAUCGUGAUCGUGAUAGAGACCGCGACAGAGAGCGCGAUAGAGAACGAGAGUAUCGCCAUCGUUAAGAGCUGAAGGAAGAGGAACACCUCACCAGACAAGAAACUUAACUUCACGGAAAGAGGCUUGUCCAGCAGUUUGCUUCUUGUGAUCGAACAGAGCCUGUAAAGAUUCAUGGAUAAAAUGAACAGGAAUAGAUCUGAAUAAGGCAAAUCUGCAUACAUGGUAACCAGUAGCUCUCUUACCUUUUUAUGUUGCUUAGCUGUUUUAUUUGAAGGAACCUGUGUGAUUUAAAACGUAUAGCUUUUUGCAACUUUAUUACUGGUUAUAUACAUUUGACAAUUAAAAUGUGCAAGCAAAUGGAAAAAAGUCUAGUAAAUGCUUGUUUUUAUAGUAGUUCUUGUUUAAAUGUUCAAAUGAUAAUGUCUGUAAAGAGCACCAAUCUGAUUACAAUAGAUGUAGUGUUGUAAUAAACUGUUUAAUGGGGCUGAUGUGUAAAGCUGUUCCAAGUUAUUUGAUGUUUACACCUCAGGGAGCGUCUUGUGUUCAGCAAUAUUUAAUGGUGUUAUAACAAUGUCUCUAACAAAACAUAGCAUAUUUUUUGCAUAUGCAUCAACUUGUUGUAUUUGCUGAAUGAUUAGCAGUUGUCGAACACUUGAUUUUGAUACUAGAAUAAUGGUUACAUUUUAUUUUAAUUUGUAGCUUUUUUUGCAUAGAUGGCUUGUGAAUUUGCUGAAAGGUGCGCAAAACUGUAAAAACUGUAGAUUAACUUUCUGUAAUAAUUCAAAUAGACUGAACUUUCUUUAAAGAAUAUGAAGUCUGAAGUUGAAUUCUGGUUUACUGAAGCCUGUCUGUUGCAAUAUGCAACACUCAAUACUUUGUUCAAGCAUACAAAUUGCCCACCUUUAAAAAAUGCUGCAAUAAUUUACAGUUUUUAUUGCGAAUGCUGUGUCCUGCCUCUAGCACUAGUCAUUCUGUAUCUAGAUAUAUAUGCCAGUUAAGUAACUGAAGAAAAUGUUUCUCCUUAAAAAAUAAUAAUCAAGAUUUCAAAUAAGCUUUUUUGAGCAACAAAAAUUCCUGUCCAUAAAAAGAAAAUGCAUACAUGUCCCUUUUAUAACUUAAUGUGUAAUAAUUUGCCCUAACAAAUAGAUUGUGAUCCAAUGCACUCCACAAACUAAAGAGAGCAGCAGAUUUUAUUCAUAGGUUUAGCACAUGUUGCUUAGUUGUGGACUGUUUUCUUUUAAAAAUACUUUUUCUCCCCCCCCAAAAUUUUUUUUGCUAGUUUUAAAAGUUUGUUGAUCAAAUAAUUCCCCAGAUUGUGUAGAAAACCUUGAUUUAGUUAAAAAAAACUUACUCAUGUUAAUACUCAGUAAAAUUACUUGUGAUAUAUGAAUACUUGGAUAUUAAAUUAAAUGAAGACCACUUUACAUGUUUUAAUAUCAAACCCAAGUUUACCAUCAAGCAUACCCUUAACAGAACCAUGACCAAUCCCAACUUCCUAGCCAGUGCACUUGUGUAAUAGAUGUGUUUACAAACAUGUUCGUCACAUUCCCACUUUACUUAUUUAGGUGUACAUAUAAAAUAUUUUAACUGUAUAACAAAGACACAGUGUAUUAGUCAGACCUUAGAGACAUGUAUAAAAUCACAGUUUGUGUCUUACUAAACAUGGAAUUACUCAAGUUACUGUCUCAAAGGCUGUAUCCCAAUACGACUAAAGAUUUAUAUAGUUGAACGAAUCCGCUUGUCAUUUGCACAGCUCAGGUCAAUGCAGCUGAUUUGCUCUUUCCUGGCCAAUAUUGUUUGAAUUGUGUUUAAUAACUGGAGUAGAUGGUUAUUUUUUCUAUUAGCCAUUUUGUAAGAUGAAAGUUUUCUUAUGGUCCAUUCAUGCUUUGUUAAUAGAUUUCCUAAUUUACCACGUUUCUUAUGUGAGAUGUUGGGCUUACUUUGAAAUAUUAUUUUGAACCCACAAUGCUUUACACAACUGUUUAUCUGACAAUAACGCCUAAAUUCAUUUUACUCUUGGGUUUGAUUAUACACAGAAGGGGGUGGCUCAGAAAUCAAAGUGAAGUGAAGCAAAAUAUCAGGGAUUUCUCGUUUGCAUGACUUUUUAGUCCUACGAAACCUGAAAAUGUAUACAUUGGGGUUGUUUGCUUUGUGCAGGGAUGAAUGUGAGUUCUGUCUAUGGAUAACUUCAGAUAAUCAGGAAAUUGGAUGUUGCUGCAGUACCUUGCAAUUGUAUGUCCAUGUUGGGGUGGUUGUUCCAACCCUAAGAAAUCCAAUGUAGUAUUGCUUUUAACUAGCUGGGAUGUAGGCAGACAAUCUGGAUUAAGUUGUACUGGAAAUGGCUCAAGAUGGAGGAAAAACAGGUAAGUUAGGUGUGCAAAUGCUGUUUGAGUAGUAAUUUCAAAUAUUCAUUAACCAAAAUUAAAAUAAUUUAAAGUCAUAAUUUAGCUUUCUGUAUGAACCCUGGAGAUACUGUUGUGUAUUCAUUGUCUUACAUUUUCUCCUAUAGUGAUUUCCAUUGCUGGCAAUGGAGCUGCCAAAAAUCAAACCAUGAAUGAUUUUAAUAACUUUUUGAUAUGUGUAGGCUGAACAUUUAAAUUGUGUAAGUAGUAAAGAGUCAUAGUAGUUGUCUUGUGAGUAAAACUUGUUUUCUCAAGAACUCUUCUCAGUUUUCUCAGUAAUUUUUUUAAAAAGGAGUCCAAAGAUGUUUAGAAAAAAAAGUGAAAGCAUUUUACUUGUGAUAAUCUCUAGAAAGAAGUUUGUGCAUUUAUCUCCAGUCUGAUAAACAAUGCUCUCGAUGAAAUAUUGUAAAUAGCUAUGAGACAGUAAACUAAAAUCUUAGUAGUGUCUUGGUUGCUACUACGGUGGCCUUUGGUGGCUGUAUUAAAUCUAUUUCUGUUAAGAAAAUGUAAAUAAACUUCAGGGGGUACUUAAUAAUCUGUAUAUAGGCUUUAAUAGAUAAAAGUGAUAGCAUUAAUGGCUAUUUUAAAACAAAUUAUCUGACUGGUGGCCUCCUCCUGGAUAGUUGUGCUGACAUUUGCCCGCAGUGGUAUUGUAAUAUAAGUUUGCAAUGUUGUGCAGUGUUGCAGAAGUUGCUAUUUCUGAUACUAACUAGAAAUUACAACUGGCACUGCAAGCCAAAAUAACUUUUGAUUAUUCUCUGUCUAUUUAGCUGUAUAUUUAAGUGCUUUCUCCAAUAACAUGAAAGGCAAGCUUUAAAUGUCCUGUGUAUUGAUUGACUUCAGUUAAAGAAUCCAUGUAAAUAUUGGACAAGCUUUCAUUUUUCACUCAUGUACAGUUUAAGCAAACUUUUCCAAGUUUAUAUAUAGGAUCUUAGUCAUACUGUUUACUUGGUAGUUAUAUAAUGAUGCAGAGAACAUAUAGCCUUAAAAUGCAGCUUUAAAAAGUUAUAGCAUUAAGCAUCCUCUGUAAAAUUUACAAUUUUCUAAUGUUUGAAAUAUUCAUAGUUUUUAGUAGUCUGAGAAACAAGUUAGUAGAACAGACUGGAGUUUUUGAAAAUAAGAACAUUAUUAAAAACCUGAUUUUUAGAAGGGAUGGAACAAGCAAGAUGCUUUGACAUGUUAGGAGUAUUUUAUAUAUUGGACUUUAGUGCUCCUUAUAAUUUUAUACACAUAUAGGAGCAAUCACAUACAUAUCCUAGAAUCCAUGAAUCUCAUUUCAAGCUGCUCUCUCUCUCUUUGUAGUUGUCAACUUUUAACUUGAAACAAAGAGAAUGCCACUGCCCAUAAUAAUGUACUGUGUACUUUUUAAAUAGCUUAGCUUUCAAGCCUUUUUGACUCAAUAUCCAGUUGAAAACCAGGUUUAGUCAACCAUCAUCAGGUGAUCUAGUUUCUGUCAGCUGAGAAACUUUGUGUUGUAUCCAACCUACGCUCUACUCAGAGUAGGCCAUUGCAAAUUAAUGGACCAAAAAUCAGUAAUGUUCAUUGAUGUCAAUUAAUCUUCUCUGAGUAUGACUGGUGUUAGAGACACCCCUUGUAUCCAAAAGCCUAUUCAGCAUGCAAAUUCUAUUUGGCUGUAAUUGGAGGAGGAUCUAGCACUAAAGGUUUGGUUGAGCACACCUGGGCACAUCUGUGAUCUCGUCUUAUACAAGUAGCAUUAAAUGGGUGAGUUUUCUGACACCGCAUUAGAGACAGUUUCUCACUUCAAAUCUUGAGCAUGCUAAGCAUCAUUUUCAAAACCUUCAGCUAAAAUACUAACCCAAGUCACCACUGAGUAGCAUGUUGUACACACUUCUUUGGGGAUGAAUUUCACAUUAAUAGGUUUUUUUUCCUGAUUGACUUUAUAAAUGUAAUACAGUGGUUUACGUUUACUCAUUGCAAGUGUAUUGCAUUUAAAACAAGAUUUAAAAUUCAUUUUUGUCAGUGUUUUAUUUUCCAGAGUGCCUGUGGAACAACUAUGUUCCCUUAAAGAUGAUUUACCUCCCUUAAACAUGAUUUUUGUUGGGUUUCACUACAUUAAGUUUUGCCCAAAUGUGUACUCGCAAAUAAAGAAUAAUAAUACCAUUUGCUAUAGUUUGUAAACAGUUGCUUACAUUACAGGUUUUAGGUUUAUUGGUGUGCAAGCAAAUCAUUUAUUUAUUUUUAAUGGGCAAUGGCUUUCUAAUAUCUGAAGGCUCAAAGAACAUCUUGGUAGUGUUGAGUUUCUGGACACUCAAAUGUCUUCAGAAGGUAAGAAGAGGGUGGCCUUUCACAUUAGCAUAUGUGGUAUUUUAUUUUUAAAAAUGCCAACUCCAUCUCAAACUUUGACUUGUCAAAAUUCUUUUCACUUCCAUAUAUUUUAAAUUACAUUACCUUUCCUUCCAGUCUUUAGGCAACUAUUAGGAAUUUGCUGUCCAACCAUUUAUUGGUCUUUAAACUGCAAAAGAAGUUACCUUGUAUUGAAGAAAAAUAAAGUGCAUUUUUAUGAAA